CGACGGGAGGGACAUCACAAACGCUUGCCGCUCUAGGACCCCGAACUCGUUCUCCUUAGCCCCUUGGGCUCCGCAGGAGGCGGAGAGGAUGCGGGAGAGUCUGACGGGGCCCCUGAUACAGAAACUCGAAGCCAGGCAAAAGUUUCUCUUGGGGGGAAAAAAAAGAGCGGGAUCCCUUGGAGGGAUCAGUCCUGCAGCCCCAGAAAUGGUCCCGUGAAGGAAAAGGCAUCUGGAGACCCACCAGAGUCCUUGGAGCCAUUUGCAGUUGCUCUGCAGGACAGAGAAAGGAUGGAGACACAACCUUUUGGAAAGGAGGGAAGCGGAAAAGGCCCUUCAGCUGCUCAGCCGGGGAAGAGGGGGAAGCUCUGGACAAGGACUGGGCAGGAGAUCCUGGAGGAGGAAACCAUCCUCCCUUCACAAGUUCAGCCCUGGAACUUCAUCCAAUACCAGGACGCUGAGGGUCCCCGAGGCCUUUGCAGACGACUCCAUGACUUUUGUAGGCGAUGGCUGAGACCAGAAAAGCACACCAAAGCCCAGAUGCUGGACCUGGUGGUUCUGGAGCAGCUCCUUGCUCUUCUGCCCGCAGAGAUGGAGGGCUGGGUGCGGGAGUGUGGAGCAGAGACCAGCUCCCAGGCGGUGUCCCUGGCGGAAGGCUUCCUUCUGAGCCAGGUGGAGGAGAAGAAAGAGCAGGUCAAGUUGCAGUGCUGCACUGUGGAGAUUAGAGAUCCUGAACGAAAGACAAAUCCAUCAAAUCCCCCUCAGGAGCUAUUUUUCAGGAGGAUCCCUGGGGAAGAUCAAAGUCAGGACACUUCAGGAGAGAAACAAAGAAUGAAGUUUUCUGUUUUUUACGACGGAGCUCAAACUGUGAUUGAACUUCCAAAUCAAGACAGUCUUGUGUCCUUCGAGGAGGUGGCUGUGUAUUUCUCUGAGGAGGAGUGGUCUCAGCUGAAUCCUGACCAAAAAGCGCUGCAUUUGGAAGUCAUGCUUGAAAAUCAUAGGAAUGUGGUCUCUCUGGAGGCUGCCACCAAGAAGAAGAGGGAGUCUAGCUAUUCUCCAAAGCACAUGAGGGUAGGAGAAGAAGCAAUGGGUAGAAACUAAUCAAGGAGAAAAGAAUCACCCAAAGAGAUGGCUGCCAACAUGGAUGCUGCAGCUGGGUUCGCUUUCUUUCAGUGUACAGUUGGAUGAUUCUGUGUUUGUUUUGGAUGUCUGAAGUUUUUAUGAAGAGAUUGGAUAACCAUUUGUCUGAAAUGGUAUAGGGUUUCCUACCUAAGCAUGGGUUUGGAAUAGAAGACCUCCAAGGUCCCUUCCAACUCUUAUUCUAUUCUAUUCUAUCUUGUGCAGUCCUCAGUUUGUAGAAAACUCAGGCCUGAAGUACUAUAGCGUGGGAUCAGUAGAAUGAGAGCUUGCACUACUGAACCUGCGUGAUCUGGCACUAAAGUAGUUUAGGCCUCUGUUCUCUGCUAACUAAGGCCUGUACCAGAUCUGGCCAAAGAGCCCUUGCAAACCAAUGAGACUUUUGAGGAGUGAAAUAACCUUUUUUGAGCCUCCCAACCUUUCCAGUCUCGGCGCAAAGAGCAUUUAUAAGCCAAUGGGAGGCUUCAAGCAAAGGAUUAUGCCCCAAAUCUCAUCACUGGGAUCAAGAAUGGGCCAAGCAGAAGUCUUGCCUGCCAGACAGACGCCAUGGAGCAGCUGCUCCAAGCUACACAAGGGAAGAAAGCUUGUUUCAAAAUUGUUUCAGUUCUCACAGGUCUCGGCUGAAAUUAACCCACCCCAAUAAAUCUUAAGUUUUUUCCUAAUUCCUUCUUGGGUGGUUCCCCUUAUUAUUCCUUAAUUGAAAACUGACUUUGAGUGAGAUCGGGCUUGAUAAAUCGACACUUAGAGUUUGAAAAUUAAUGACUAGUUACAAUUGGCCUUUCCUCUCCCCUUCCCUCCCUCAGGCUAGAAUCACAGAUGCCUCUCCUCUCCCCUUCUCUCCCUCAGUUAUUUUCAAUUUGGGAGAGGGAAUAGAAUGUCUAAUUAGCAUCAGAGUGUGUUAUCAUAAUAUAGAAAAUACUAAUGCUCUGAUGGUCAUUUCAAAAAAUCUUUUCUUAAUGAGCACCUAGAAGGCAACAGGAGCAUACAUGGAAAAUUUCAAGUUUGUAGGCAUUACGGUUCUAGAGAUUUCAUGAUUAAUGCGUGAGUGGUUUUUGCUUUUAUAUAUAUAUAGAUUGUAAAGAAAGAUAUUUUCUAGAUAUUUUCAAAGCUUUCGUGACCCAUGAAUAUAGAAAUUAUCUUGUCUAUAUCAAACCAUUGUGAGAAUACAGAAUACAACAUAAUGGAAUUUUGGAAAAAUUCAGAAGAAUAUUCGUUGACUUUCUACAUUUUGAUCUUUUUCUCUAACCGUGUUAUCAUUUUCA
This is a messenger RNA of Pantherophis guttatus, 2396 nucleotides long. NCBI's taxonomy places the organism in Eukaryota, Metazoa, Chordata, Lepidosauria, Squamata, Colubridae. The record is from RefSeq and is a predicted model, not a curated record.